GCAGCUUGUUUUUUGCAAGCAGCUACCUCGCGUUUGUGUUCGAGGAUGAAAAUAGUUCGAAAAUAUGGGUGCAUCAUUCGGUCACAAGAAUAAAUAUAUCAGUGUUUCCGCCGUACCGACAGAAAAACAUCGUCAUGUGAAAACACCGGCCGUUAAAUCUCCCGAGUAUAGAUUUGGUACGUUUGUCGGUACAUGUGAAAACAUGCAGCACGAAAAAGUGGAGAUCGAGAGCCGACUUAGAACCGAUUUGCAAAAAUGGCGACGAAAUGGUUUAGAAGAGGAGGACAAAAGAGAAGUUUACGGAUUAUUAAAACGAUUUCGACAAAUACAAGAGCAGCAGACAUUGUUGUUACACAAAGAAAAAAUGAGACUUCAGGACAUGACCUCACAACAAUCUGAAAACGGCAAUACUAGUCGAAGAUUACGGAACCGGUUGAAGUAUUUUACUCGUUUAAAUAAACAACACGAAGAUAUGAUUUCAAAAGUUCGUGAAAGUUCGAUUGGAUGUCGAUGGGUAAAACAAGAAGGUGAAGUCAAAAGUAGGCAACGUGUUGAAACCAAAGUGGACAUUGGCGACAUGAUAUAAAUUGCCGAACAGAUUUUUACUGCUAUUAACUGGUGAGGUAUGUUCACGAAAGACACAAGCUAUCCGGAGGUUUUAUGAACGUUUAGCUGAAAGAACUUUAUCUUUAUUAGAAGACAAAAGUAACGGGAUAUCUACAAGAUCAGUAAUUAAUAACAUUUUGCCUCACGUGAGCAAAUUAUUCUCAUGAUUAGUCUCUUAAACGCACCGAUUAAACCAUAUUAUAUUUUUUUCAUUAAUCUGAGGUUUGAUGACGUCAGAAGGAGUAAGACUAACGAAUCAGAUUCGGCGAGAUGUCGAGGUUUUCCUUAAGCCACAGUGCUCAUUAGCGUAAUUUAAUUUAAUGGUUUACGACACAAGAUCAUUAUGACACCAUUAAAACUCUUGCAGUGCUGUUUCAUUAAACGACGUCAUUUUAACGACGUCAUUUUAACGACGACGCCAUGCUGUAAUCAAAAUGUUAACGGACCCAACAGACAGCAAAAUCCGUUUCGCGUAUUCAAGACAAGUAACUUAUCACAAAAAGUUAAAAGUAAGCUACGCGAAGACGAUUGCAAUUCAUAUUUAGUGUAUAAUUAAUACAAUAUAAAAAUAAAAUAUAAAUCUAUAAAAAUCUACUUUUGGUAACGC
Molecule: messenger RNA, 1213 nt
Organism: Hydractinia symbiolongicarpus
Lineage: Eukaryota; Metazoa; Cnidaria; Hydrozoa; Anthoathecata; Hydractiniidae
Exons: 3
Coding region: 65-586 (173 amino acids)
Source: RefSeq, a predicted model, not a curated record